Hypoxylon fragiforme is the source of this 1432-nucleotide messenger RNA. Its product is annotated as S-adenosyl-L-methionine-dependent methyltransferase. Gene Ontology annotation, molecular function: methyltransferase activity. The transcript has 4 exons. Gene Ontology annotation, biological process: methylation. The record is from RefSeq and is a predicted model, not a curated record. Bases 195 to 1214 code for a protein of 339 amino acids. NCBI's taxonomy places the organism in Eukaryota, Fungi, Ascomycota, Sordariomycetes, Xylariales, Hypoxylaceae.
CAGAAGCGAAGCGGCUCGUGAGGUUCCACGGAUUAUCAUGCACAUGUAUCCCUUUUGAAUAUCUAUCUCCACAAGAUCCACGACCACUGAUCAACACCAAUCAUUCUUUACUCUUACAAAGUUGAUACAGAUAGUAGAUAUUAGGUAAAUACCUAACCUUAAUCAAGUCAAUAAAUACAAGAGAAGCGUUCAGAAUGGCUCAAGUAGACGGCCCCGCGGAGCUGCCAAGCAAACAGACAGCGUCGCACCCCGGCGAUCAGCACGAGAUCCCCACGACCGAGGCCCACGAGUCCUUCGACUCGCUGAAAGCUAGGAUCAAGAAGCACUACGAGAUUGCAUCGGACUACUACUAUUCCUUAUGGGGCCAGCACAUCCACCACGGCCUCUUCAAGUCCGCCAGCGAGACCAAGGAGCAGGCGCAGGUCAAUCUGAUCAACUACCUGCUCGAGAUCUCCGGCGGCCUGUCGGCCGGCUCCCAGGUCCUCGACGUCGGGUGCGGCGUCGGCGGCACCAGCCGCUUCCUAGCCCGCGAGCAAGGGUGCCAGGUCACGGGGAUCACGAUCAGCGGGCGCCAAGUUGAGAUCGCGCGGCAGGUGACCGCGGCCGAAACCGCCGGUGCCGCCCCCGUUUCAGCGGGCGACUUCUUCAAGUACGCCGAGCCGAAGGGUGGCGCGGUGCGCUUCCUCGAGCUCGACGCGGAGAAGAUGCUGGAGCACUUCCACCCUUCCUCCUCCUCAGCGCCGACGACCGGCGAUUUCGACUGCGUCUGGAUCUCCGAGGCGCUGUCGCACCUGCCGAACAAGGAGCUCUUCUUCUCCUCGACGUUUGCGCUGCUCCGGGGCGGCGGGGCGGGGUCGCGCCUGGUGGUCGCGGAUUGGUUCAAGGCGCCCGGCCUGUCGCCCGAGCAGGAGGAGGCGGAUACCAAGCCGAUCGAGGACGGCAUGCUGCUGCCGCGGCUGUACACGGUGGACGAGUAUGUUGCGUUGGCGGAGGGGGCGGGGUAUAAGGUGAGGCAGGCGCCGGUUGAUAUCAGUAAGGAGGUGGCGAAGACUUGGGAUAUAUCGUGGUCCCUCGUGUCUUCGCCCGCGCUGUGGGCAUUCGCCAUAUCGCAGGGCAGAGACGGUCUCGCGUUCCUGCAGGCGUUCCGGGCGAUGAGAAGAGGAUACGCAAACGGGACUUUUAGGUACGCGGUCAUGUGCUUCGAGAAGCCUUGAGAUGUUGCUUGAGUCUAUACUGGGUAGUUAGGUACCCACUCGCCUGGAGUGGGACCUGGAUAUGGAUGUGGCUCUCAUGACAGUGGAAGGUAUUGAUGAUAGAUUUAGCUCUUGACGACUUGUAAUGGAUACCCCAUUCUGUAGCUACAUAGAUGUUAGCCAUGUUGCGUUACGAUAUACAGUAUACCUAUAUAAUCUACUGCAUGGUACGGAUGUUA